AUGAAAACAUAAUUACAAUCCACAAGAACCCGGCCAGUUAAGUCCCGUUUGGAAUAUAUAUCUCUCUCUGAAGAAUAGUUUAAUUGUUUCAGAGAGAGAGAGAGAGAGAGAGAUCGACAGGGAGAAGGGAGGAGGAGUAAUGGACGAUUUGCCACCUGGGUUUCGAUUCUACCCGACAGAGGAAGAGUUGGUUUCAUUCUAUCUGCAUAACAAGCUGGAAGGGACGAGAGAGGAUUUGAACCGAGUUAUGAACCGGGUUAUACCGGUUGUGGACAUAUAUGAGUCCAAUCCAUGGGAUCUCCCACAGUUUUCCGGAGUGCUGUGUUAUGGAGACCCUGAGCAGUGGUUCUUCUUCAUUCCUAGACAAGAGAGUGAAGCCCGUGGGGGAAGACCGAGGCGACUCACAACAACCGGGUACUGGAAAGCCACCGGGUCUCCGAGUUCUGUCUACUCUUCCAACAAUCGCAUGAUUGGAUUGAAACGGACCAUGGUUUUCUACAACGGACGAGCUCCAAACGGGAAAAAAACGGAGUGGAAGAUGAACGAAUAUAAAGCUAUUGAAGGAGAGGCCUCCGUAUCUAGUAGUGAAACUCCCAUGUUACGACAGGAAUUUAGUUUGUGUCGAAUUUACAAGAAAUCGAAAUGCUUAAGGGCAUUUGACAGACGGCCGUCUGGAGUAGUAAUAGGUGGUCAGCCACCUGUUCAACAAGUUCGUCAUGGUGAUGUGGCAUCAACAUCUGGUCAUCCCAACCGUUCGAUAGUAGAAAGAACAAGCUCGCCAGAGAGUUCAUCCUCAGGAGAUCACCAAGGCCAUCCAUCCCAGCCUGCUGGGGAAAGUGAGAACAUGGAAAUGGCUGUUGAUCAUAAUGAUCCUUUGUGGCCAUGGGAGCAAGUGAAUUGGUUCCCUGGGAUGGAAUAGAUAUCAAUGGACAGGAUCUCAUCAGCUAGCUGAAUUUUCAGGCCGGUAUUCAAAUAUCUGCAGUACUACGCUAGCUGAAUCUUCAGGUAUUCAAAUAUCUGCAGUACUACUAAGAGAAUGUAAUUAAAGAGCAUAACCCAGUAAAGGAAAGUAGGGUUUAACUCUAUUUAAUUUUGGCUCGGGCCAAAUUCUUUGUUUGCUGUCUUUGUAAUUCUCGUUAAUUACCUAGAGACAUAAUAAACUUUCAGUUUUUUAGUUUAGGGAAUGUAAAAUAAUUUCAGUUUAUUGUAUCGGUUAGAAUAUACGGAUUAUAUUUUCCGUAUAUUUUAUAUUUGGUUGAUAUUGUAAUAUUUUCUAUUUACAGUGAAUUGUAAUCAAAUCACCAUGAUUUGAUUACCAUAUUAGUGUUUACUCUAAACCCUAUAAAUAGGGACCUUUGUAUUGUAGACAAUCAAGUUAAUAAGAGCAUAAUGUAGUCCUUUGAACUU
Molecule: messenger RNA, 1407 nt
Organism: Alnus glutinosa
Lineage: Eukaryota; Viridiplantae; Streptophyta; Magnoliopsida; Fagales; Betulaceae
Product: NAC domain-containing protein 90-like
Exons: 3
Coding region: 140-919 (259 amino acids)
Biological process (GO): regulation of DNA-templated transcription
Molecular function (GO): DNA binding
Source: RefSeq, a predicted model, not a curated record